Molecule: messenger RNA, 3109 nt
Organism: Hyphopichia burtonii NRRL Y-1933
Lineage: Eukaryota; Fungi; Ascomycota; Pichiomycetes; Serinales; Debaryomycetaceae
Exons: 1
Biological process (GO): regulation of mitotic cell cycle; mitotic spindle organization
Cellular component (GO): mitotic spindle
Molecular function (GO): protein binding
Source: RefSeq, a predicted model, not a curated record
AUAUAAAACACCGUUUAAAAAGCGGGAAAAGUAAUUUUCAAGAUUUUUUUGCUCUUUUCUUUUUCAAGACAGAAUUCGAAUCGGUCAGGAUGCUGGACCUGGAGGUAACUAAGACUCAUUUAGCGAGUCAAUUGAAAAUUGGUCAAAUUGUUGGAACGUCAGCACAAAAUGCACAUCAGAUCGCUGUAAGAGGCAAUUUAUUAGCUUAUACGGCUAGUGGAGGAGUCGUUGUUUGCACCCUUGAUUCAGAUAAUCCGUCAAUAGUAUCUCAAAGAUUUUUUUGCGCCAAUAUUAGCACUAAUAAUUCAAAUACUUCGUCCACCUCGUCUGCCAAUGCUUAUUUGAACAUGGCAUUCCCCAAUGAAUUGGGCCCUGCAUCUGAAGGUGCCGAAAAUAAAAAAGAUUCUUUUGGAUUCCCAGUUUCUCAAACUGCCGCUAUAGUUGCCGGUUCCAAUGUUCCUCAGAAUGAUACCUUGUCCGCUGAUACCUCUAACAAUUCUCAGUCUAAUGGAUCUAAAUUAAAGGAUCGUGUAAGGUCAAUUAGUUGUAUUGCUUUGUCUCCAAAUAAGAAGGUAUUAGCUGUAGGUGAAGCUGGAUAUCAGCCCAGGAUAUUGCUUUUUUCAUUGGCACCAGAUCUGUCCAGUAAUCCUGUUGCUAUCAUUCAUGAACAUACCUUUGGUAUUACUUCUAUAGCAUUUUCUCCAGAUCUGAAAUACUUCUGCUCUUUAGGAAUGGUCAAUGACGGAUUUUUAAAUGUUUGGAAGUACAAUUCAUCUUUCGUAUAUCUCCAUGCAACUAACAAGUGCUCAUCUGUCAUUAAUCAAUUACUUUGGCACGAAAACUUUAUCAUAACAUUAGGUUUAAGAUUGAUAAAAGUUUGGUAUUAUGAACCCGAGGAAAAAGAUGCUGCAAAUCAUGGAUCAACCGGGCCACCCAAGACUCUGGCAUUAAAAGGAAGAAAUGUUUUAUUAGGCUCUAAUAUUAAUUCUAACUUCAUCUGUGGUCAUGCUCUUAACAAUGAUGAAGUACUAUUAAUUACUGAUAAUAAUCAAUUUCUUUUAUUGAAACUUACUUAUGAUAGCUUGAACGUCGUUCCACUUGAACCACCAGCUAAUGAGUUCAACAAUAUUUUCGUGGAUUACGAACUGCUGAGGCUCUGGUUCUCAUCCACUGGUACAGAAAUAGACAGUAUCCCAAUUCAUGAUAUCUGCCAUAAUAAAGAUGUGAGCCAAACACCUUCUUCGCCUUCUAAAUUGAACAUGAUGAUUGCCAACCCUGCAUCUUCUCCUCAUAAAUCUACGUUUCACGACAACAAUUUUCAAAUAAGUUGCAUGAUAGAUUAUAACGAAGACUAUUUCAUUUAUAUGACGACCUCAGAAGAAAUAAUACUUCGAAAUAAAUUUCAAAAUGAUUGCGAAAAAAAAUUGGUCCCAUCGCUAUUGAAAAAUAUAUCGGGUGUGACUGAAACCUUCUCCAGAAAUUUGAUUGCGUUUUCAAGCCAUGGUGUUGUCAAAAAAAUUCACGAGUCUUCGGAAAAUGAUUACACUUGUCUUGAUGAAGUCUUACAGUUCAACUUACCUUCUAGUGACGUUGUUCAAAAUGGAUUGACUGCUGCUAAUUCGUCAAAUAUAACGCAGAACCUAUACCUUGGUGAUAAGUUCGGUCAAUUAUACAUCUUGAAGCUCGAAAACGAAAAGCUGUAUUCUGUUCAAUUUCAAACCAAAGCUCAUUCUUCUUCUGUGAAUGAUAUCACAUACUUCGAAGUUGAAAAUUUCGAAUUCAUUUGCAGUGUUGCAAGAGAUCGUAUGAUUCAAAUUUUUUACAAAUCACCCCAAUCAAAUUGGGAAAUUCUCCAAACAAUACCUACACACACCGGUAAUUUACUUAAAGUUGAAUAUAAAGACUCUAAGGUUUUCGUUUGUUCAACUGAUAGGACUGUAUCUAUCCAUAAAGUUGCCAUUGGAGAAGACGGAUCUGUAAAAGUUCAGCAAGAAAAAAUCAUUACGUUUAAGAAUAGUCCGUUGAAUAUGAAAAUAUUUGGAGAUGAUCUUAUAAUAUCCACAAAUGACCGCAGCAUGUUAAUAUACAAGGCGAAUGAUACUUACGAAUUACAACGAACAUUGAAAUUACAUAACGAACGGAAUGAGUCAUUGUUAGUUGAAAAUUAUGUGGUUCACCAUAAUGUGAUUUUCGUUCUGGCUUCGGACAAAUCUUUAAGAUCAUUCAGCUAUUCAACCGGUAAAGCGCUCUCGAUUGCUUGGGGGCAUCUGGAAAGUAUCCUUAGUCUCUGUAUGAGUAGUGAAUCAGAAAAUGAGUUGUAUUCUAUUAGUGCUGAUGGGUGCUUGUUUAAAUGGAAAUUGGCUGAAAAUCAACAAAAAGCGAACUCUAUCAGCCAUGAAACCCAUAAUACUACUGCGAAUAACAGUCCUGUUCAAGACAGCGUUCCUUUAUAUUCCAAGGUAACUAGAAAAAUAGUUCCAACAGUUCCAUCUAUAAGUUCUACUCAAACCCCGACCAAAAGACGCAGUUUUCACUUCUCUAAUCUGGAUACUCACGCGGAUACUGAAAGUAGAUCACCAAGUCCUAAGUUAUCUAAUGCUACGUUGAAACGAAUGGAAGCUCGAAAGAAACAAGGAGAAUUAUCACCUACAAAGGAUGUCGAGCAAUCUCAAAGAUUAUCAAGGCCUUCACACUUAUCAUUACAACCACAUAAGGCAGCUAGUAAUCAGCGUCCGAUAUCUCCCACAAGAGCAAGAUCGCCAAGUAGGGUUCAUUUGUCACCAUCCAAAAUCCAAAGUUCACCAUCAAAACCACCAAGGCCCAAUGCUCUGGUCUCUCCCAUUAAACAUGAUUCAGGUUCUAUAGGGGUUGGUCAUUUGAGUAAGAAGCCACUGAUUGAUUUAUUGCGGAACUUAUCUCGUAAACCGAGUGAAACCGAUUUUGCCAUGCACAGAGCAGCCAUUGGUACUGCUGAUGCCCAUGCCGAAGACUUUAUGGAAAGAUCCAUAGCAUAUUUAGCCAUUAUUAAGAGUCGAGUUAACAGAGAACAAUUGACAAAUGAUGAUAAAAGAAAAUUGAAGAACGAACUUUUGGGAAUACUCGAACUUAU